This is a messenger RNA of Cyprinodon variegatus (sheepshead minnow), 5514 nucleotides long. It is a transcript of the gene tacc2, whose product is annotated as transforming acidic coiled-coil-containing protein 2-like. The record is from RefSeq and is a predicted model, not a curated record. Gene Ontology annotation, cellular component: cytoplasm. NCBI's taxonomy places the organism in Eukaryota, Metazoa, Chordata, Actinopteri, Cyprinodontiformes, Cyprinodontidae. Bases 245 to 4663 code for a protein of 1472 amino acids. Gene Ontology annotation, biological process: cell population proliferation; mitotic spindle organization; cerebral cortex development. The transcript is spliced from 22 exons.
CCUGCGCUGUGAUUUAAAGCUCAGCUGCAUCUGAGGCUGCAGGGAGCAUCUCCUUUUUUCCACUUCCAUCACGUUCACUUGAUUGAAUGGGAUUUUAUGUAACAGUGACUAGGGAAUUAAUGUCACAGGAGGACCGCAGGCAUCACAGCCAGUGAUGCACACACACACAGACAGACAUGGAGGCGUGCACAGGGAAGCUUCUGCAGUGAUCUUGUUCUGGCGAUGCUGAAGCCGACUGAUAAAGAUGCAGUUCUGCAGAAAGGUGCUCUGCCAGCCGUGUAGCGCCAGGGUCACUUCGCCAGAGGAGGACAUGGAAUACAGGAUGGGGAGCUGCAUUGGAAUCUCACACAAGCAGACUGAUGCAGAGAGUCUUAGCGGGAGGGAGAACCAGGCACUGCUGACCGAAGCCUCCACCUGCCGACCCAGCCUUCUGUCUCAAUCAGUCCUCCCAGAGGUCCCAGUCAUCACUGGAGUGGAGGAAGACAGAGGAGCUGUGAGCGAGGAGGACAAGGAGGAGCUGGAGUUUCCUCAUGAUCUGCUCCCCAGUUUGGAUUUCAGCAGUGAACUGAACAUCUGGGAGUCCUCACUGGGAGCUCAUUCUAGCUCUGAAGGGAGAAAAUGUGAACAGGUGAACCCCCUGCUGGUGGGCCUGCAGCAUAACAUGGAUGUCGGUGGAUCACUGCUGGUUUUAGAUGGAAGCCCACUCCCAUCUCUGGACUCUCCUCAGGUUGAUUUUUUAACUCCCAGUGAGGAGAUAGCUUCUCCACCGAGAUCCGAGGACACAGUCCCACCAGAAGAAGCAGAAGAAAAGGCAGCACUGAGCUCAUGUCUGAGUGCUUUGCAGAGGCCAGUAAAUCUUCCUCAACCUUUAGAAAAGGUCGUACCUUCUGAACCAACAAAACAUACAGCCAAUCUGACAACAAAGACUGAGAUUCAAGAAGAAUCAUCUGAAAAACCAAAAUCCUUAGAGUCAGAAUCAUCUCAAAAGCUUUUAAACUCUGAUAGGGAACCUGUCGAAGGGGCAGGAGAGCAGACUAAUAUCUUCAUACCUGCUCAAGAGACCAAAGGGACCCCAGAACAAACAAGAGAUGAGGUAGAAACAAGAGAAAGAGGACAUGUAGAAGAUUUACAACGAAACAAGUCAAGAGCCGAGACUGCAAUACAAGAAGAGGAGUUAGAAGAGCCAAAUGAAAAACCAACAAAGGUCCUUCCUGUAGAGACCUCUGAAGUCCCAGCUGGGGAAUCUGAAGUGUCACAAACAGUUCAAGAUCCCCCUACAAAGCUUCAGGACAGUGGGCUCUCCCUUGCUGAGCAGACAGAGAGCAGCCACCCUGCCCCUGCUUCUCCCUCACCUCCCUCCGAUGACCCCUGCACUGCACACCUCCCUGCCAUCCCUCCUCACCUCCACAAAACCACAGAGUCUCCUCCUCACCCAUCCUUGGAGAGCGACACACUUCCAUCCACCCCGCCUGCAUCCCCCUGCAUCCCUACUCCAGUCCCUGCAGACCAAUGUACUCUUUCUACUGAUAAUUGUGAGGACCUCUACCCUGUUUCUGCACCCUCCCAAGUUCUGUUAAGGAGCUCAGAUUCUGAUGGUGCUUUUGAAACUCCUGAAUCUACAACCCCAGUGAAGGUCGUUACUCCUCCUGAACCACAAAGAGAGCAGCCAGAAUCUGAUGACAAAUGUGUAAACGGCUCUAAAGGCGAUCUUACUUCGGACCUCACUGCAAGAGAUGCUCUGUGUCACUCCCCAUCCAUUGUUUUUGAUGAGAACAAACCCAUUGCUGCCAGUGGGACAUAUAACUUUGAUUUUUUCGCUGCUGAGCCGACGAGCCACACUCUGACUCGCUCUCUUAGCCUCCAGAGUGGAGAACUUGAUUGCUCGGGUCUAGUGGAAGGAGCAGCAUCAGGAGAUUUCCGUCAACAUUCGGAGUCUUUUAGCGUAGGCACCGAGAACACCUCAGGAAAACUCCGGAGACCUAAGAAAGUCAGUCCUGGUUCGGUAAAGAAGAAGCCCCUUCUUAGACAAAACUCCAACCCUGACAGUUCAAAGCCAGCCUCAUCCAGUAGCACCCCAGAAACUACAAAGCGAACAAAGUCACGGACUGCUAGCCCUCUUCUGACUCAGGAGGAUCCAGAGGUUUGUUCUACAACGCCAAGUCCUGCAGGAACUCUCAGGAGAACCAGAAAGAGCCGUGUUGAAACUCCACCUCCACUUCUGGAAGAAACUAUUCAGACCUGCCAAGAGCAGAGCAAAGGGAAAGACCCUGUGUUACCCUUGUGUCAGGAGGAAGCCCCUCCUGUAGAGACUGUAGCAGACAAAGACAACUCUCCAAUCCCGCCUAGUGCCUCAUACAAAUGGGAUCCUGACAACUUUGAGAACAUUGACCCCUUUAACACUGGGGGUAGUAAAAUAGCCAAUUCUCCUGUUCUGGGUCGUAAGGGUCCUAUUUGUGGCUCUGCAUCCAGUCCUCCUCAGAGUCCUGCUGUGGUUGCAGAACCACAUUGCCGAACUGCCACAGCCUCUGUUGAAGAGCUACCUACUAAUCCUGAGGAGCAACCCAUUUUAGCGAAGCGUCAGCCAGUCAGACUGGAGUUUGAUUACUCUGAGGAGAGCGGUGAGGCGUCACAGCAAGCCUCUCCUCCACCUAAGAAAGUUGGUAAGAAGCCUCCCACCAAGAUGCUGUCAAGGAAACCAAAGCUGGGGCUAAAAAAAGCCCAUCCAGUACAGGUGGAGCAACUUGACAACAACACCUCUGCAAAUCACAACGGAUCGGAUGAAAUCCCCAUUCCCAAAGUGUCAUACAACAUUGAACCAGACAAGUGGGAAGAUCCAAACUUCAAUCCAUUUUCUUCAAAGAAAAGUAUCUCCAACUCCCCUAAAUCGUCCAGGCAUCCAUAUACCUUUGAUCCUAACACUGAUGAGUCCUCAAACCCCUUUAAAUCCUCCAACAAAAUGGCCUGCUCCCCUCCCAGAGUGUCGGCCCCCUUGGAAAUGUCAUCAAAUGACUAUGAUAACGAAAACGACAACGACAACAUUGGGGAAUUGGAGGACCAAAACCAGAACAAACCAGCUAAGAAGAAGAGAACUCCCCUAAAAUCUAAUACUUUCAGAGUCAAGAGAUCUCCAAAGAAAUCCCCAAUGUCUGACACAUCCCAGGAUCCCACAUCUGCGGAUGAAUCUCCUUCUCUUCACCAACAGGAUGAUCACGCCACAGACGAGGAGAAGCUGGCCUCCUCCACCAGUCAUAAGUGGGCGGCCCACCAUGACAUGGACCAGGAUUUAAACACUGACCACCCAGACUUCCCCCAGCCCUGCGACGUUACGACUUUCGUAAAUGAGAACAGUCUUCCUCAGGAGAAUCCAGUCCAGGACUAUGAAAUUGAGUACAUGGAGAAGAUUGGCUCUUCUUCCCCUCCACUGUCUAUCAAAAAGCCCUCUCUGUACUUGAACUUGGAUUCGGUAUCUGACAGUUUAACCCAAACUACACAUGGACAUGGAUCUGAGCCCAGUUCCCCCUGCACUGGGAGUUUUGAGGAAAUGGAAGCUAAGAUAUCCGCCGGCAUGAAGACGCCAGUUUUGAGUCCGAGGCCCGGUCCAGAGGGCUAUGCUGUGGACAAGGGCAGGAAGAGAGAGAGUGAAGUGCUCAGUCGAACCCAGAGUAUAGAGAGGGAGGAACAGCCCUCUAGCAAGGGCCCUGUGGAGGCCCUCCCUGCAGCCCCAGCCCAGGCCAUGCCCCUGUUGUUAGACAGGCUGUCUGAGUGUGAGGAUCCCCUGCAGUACCUGGAGCCUGACCUGGCUGAGACCAACCCAACUGCAUUCGCUCAAAAACUACAGGAGGAGCUGGUGCUUGCUGCCCUGAGGUUAGAGGCUCUGCAAGUAGCCCAAAGCAUCUCCCAGUGCCCCUCCCUCUCCACUGUAUCCCCCCAGCAGCGGGACAUGUUGUCUUCUGCAGAGAGCUCCAUACCCAAGAGCUCACUAUAUGCCAAGAAGACCAUCGGCAGCAGCUACAUGGAAGGAGACAGUCCUCAUCUGCCAAGAGAUCUUGACCAGUCGUUGGAUAUUGCACGAGAGGAGAUUGUGUCAAAGGAGAAGGAGGUACUGGAGUGGCAAAGGAAGUAUGAGGAAAGUCGGCAGGAGGUGGUGGAGAUGAGGAGGAUUGUUGCUGAAUAUGAGAAGACUAUUGCUCAGAUGAUAGGCAUGCCAGAGGAUGACCAAAAGGAGAAGUCUCUGUCCCAUCACACCAUCCAGCAGUUGAUCAUAGAGAAGGACCAGGCCUUGGCCGACCUUAACUCAGUGGAGAAGUCCUUGGCUGACCUCUUCCGCCGUUAUGAGAAGAUGAAAGAUGUGCUAGAAGGUUUUCGCAAGAAUGAAGAAGUACUGAAGAAAUGUGCUCAGGAGUAUCUAUCCAGAGUUCGGAAGGAGGAACAGCGAUAUCAGGCUUUGAAGAUCCACGCUGAAGAAAAACUAGACAAGGCCAAUUCAGAGAUAGCACAGGUCCGAUCCAAGGCAAAGCAGGAGCAGGCUGCCCACCAAGCGAGUCUAAGGAAGGAGCAGAUGAAGGUGGACUCUUUGGAGCGCACUUUGGAGCAAAAGAACAAAGAGAUUGAAGAGUUGACAAAGAUCUGUGAUGAACUGAUUGCCAAAAUGGGGAAGAGUUAGCAGCUUCAUUGCAAACCAGGAGUCGUAUGAACAUGAAGUUGAUCACUGUUGCGAGAAUCAAUGGACAUCUAAGGCCAAAGAGGUCUCUGGGUUUCACUUCUUACUGAGUCUCCAGAAAUAUGACCUCCUUUUAAUACUCUGUACAUUUUUGAUGUGUCAGUGUACCGUACUGUAGCCUAUCAGGGGUGUGGUUCAAAGUUUUAGAAAAUCUAUCAUAUCAGUGAUGAGUGUUGUGUGUGCGUGACUGUGUGUGCGGUGAUGAAAAAGCGAAAGGAUUAUUGUGUGUUAUAUGAUGUUGCCAUGACAUCCACUGAGGGAGAAGACUGUUUACCUGUUCCUGUUAGAUUCACCUCUUGAUGCAAGAUUAAGGUAGAUUUUGAAAAACAAAAAUAAGCCACAGAUGUUUAAAUUAAUUUGUACAGUCUUAAAACACUUAGAACAUGACCCAAACCAUCACAAUAGACUUGCAUGUAGGAGAGAAGGAAAACCUUGUAAUGUUGUUGUUUGUAUAUAGUGUACUGUGGAAUAUCCAAGUAUAAAACAAGAACUGUCUGCAUUUUGAUAUAGUUUCUCUGUCACCCUCAUCCUGCUGCUUUCAUCUAAGCAUUAUCUAUCAUACUUAUCAUAGAUUUUUUUUGUUAAAUUGUUGGACUUUUAUUUUAUUUUGGGGGAAUUUAAUUUUGAUAUUAAAGCAAACUAAUUGUGUCUGUAUUCAGUUUUGAGCAGGAGCGUUUUUAUUUUUAUUUUGGACGCCUCUGUCUUGCAGUGAUCAUUUUUCACUGAGGAAUGUUUUAUCCUCUUCACAGCUACUGUACAGCAUCAGCUUUCAAAGUGCAAUAAAAGAUGGCAAU